Molecule: messenger RNA, 1479 nt
Organism: Staurois parvus
Lineage: Eukaryota; Metazoa; Chordata; Amphibia; Anura; Ranidae
Source: the annotation of a GenBank genome assembly
CCUGGGUUUUUCUCUUCUCCGCAGACUGUGUUCUUACAGGAUAAUGCCAUAUCUCAGAUCCAGCAGCAAGAUUUGUCUCCUCUCCUGGGUCUCCAAUACCUCUAUAUCCAGAACAACAGCAUCUCUGUCCUGGAGCCCGGCGCCUUCAGGUCCCAGCAGCACUUGGUGGAACUGGCGCUCAACGGAAAUCGUAUCCAUCUCCUCAACAGCAGCAUCUUCAAAGGUCUGGAACACCUCAGAGUCCUCUACCUGGCAGGGAACCAGAUUACCCGUCUUGUGUCCUACACCUUCUCUGACCUGCCGAGGCUUCAGGAGCUGCAUUUACAGGAAAACAAUAUUGAGAUGCUCCAGGACCAGGCAUUCUCUGGGCUGUCUUCGCUUGCGCUACUCGACCUCAGCAAAAACAACCUGCGUUCCAUAACUCGCAGCACUCUUCGGCCUCUCAUCAGCCUGCAAGUGCUCCGACUGACAGACAACCCAUGGAGAUGUGAUUGCGCCUUGCACUGGCUCCGUGCCUGGAUGAAAGAAGAAGGGAAGCGUCUCCUGACCUCCUUCGAUAGGAAGCUUAUCUGCUCUGAGCCUCCAAGACUGUCCCACCAGAGUCUAUUGGACAUCUCUGGAAACAGCCUUAUCUGCAUUCCCCCCGUGGUGAGCGUAGACCCCAUGGAGACCACCGCCCGUCUUGGGGAUGAACUGCGGGUCUCCUGUCGAGCUUCAGGGUAUCCCCAGCCACUGAUAAUGUGGAGGAAGGUUGCUCACGCUCGAACAGGUCCUACGAGGGUUAACACCAAGUCCACCGGCAGCAGGACCUUUGAGCUGACCGAGCGCAGUGUUGGCGAACAAUUGGACUCUGACACGGGGAGCGGCAUGCUGUUUUUGACCAACAUUACCAUGUCUCAUGCUGGAAAGUAUGAGUGUGUGGCUUCCAAUCCAGGUGGCACAGCUAAAGUGUUAUUCCACCUGACUGUCAAUCUGUCCAACCAGCAGUCUCGGUCAUACACCUCAGUAGACAUCAGCCAAGAGCCACUUUAUGACAUGGAGAGCAUGGAGUUCAACUCUCUCAAUAUGGCGACUCAGACAGCCAUCGCCAUUGGGAUAUCACUCUUGGCUCUGACGGCACUGCUCCUCAUCGUGAUGAUCUACAGAAAGCAUCACAAGCGAAAAAAAGCCAAAAAGGAGGAGAACAUCUUGUACGUCAAUGACUACUCCGACGGGCCAACCACCUUCGCCCAACUGGAAGAGUACAGGGAUGAGCGUGGGCAUGAGAUGUUUGUGAUAGACAGGAAUAAGGCCCAUUUCCCAACCUACAAGGAUGCAGAUGGGAUGAGCAGCUUCACCGGCCUUCCGGAUCUGGCCGAGCAGCUGGCGGAACAAGGGACGCAGACGCUAGAGGACGAGGCAGAGCGUCCAAUGAAUGACCUUUUCAUAAACCAGGGCUUUUUGUUCCAGCAGCAAAUUGCUUAUGAAAUACAUUGUUAA